AUGUCCAAGGAGCUUCUCCUCCUUUGGCUGGUGAUGGAGCUCUGGUGGCUUUAUCUGACACCAGCUGCCUCUGAGGAUAAAGUAAUAGGGUUUUUGGGCCAGUCGGUGACUUUGCCUUGUCAUUACUCAUCCUGGUCCCAGAGCCGCAACAGCAUGUGCUGGGGCAAAGGUGCAUGUCCCAAUUCCAAGUGCAACCAGGAGCUUAUCCACACAGAUGGAAGGACAAUCACCUCCAGGAAGUCGCUAAAAUACACACUUUGGGGGAAUAUUCAGCAGGGCGAGGUGUCCUUGACCAUCUCAAAUGCCAAUCAAGGUGACAGUGGUGUGUACUGCUGCCGUAUAGAGGUGCCUGGCUGGUUCAAUGAUGUCAAAACGACUGUGCGCCUGGAGCUGAGGAGAGCCCCAACAACCACAAGACCAACCACAACCACUCGCCCAACCACCACCCCUUACGUGCCCACCACCACAGAGCUUCCAACAGCAGUCUUGACCACACCUGAGCCCAUAACUGCAACACCACCUCAGACACUGGCCACCUCUGUCCUCACAACAGCAGCAACCACGUGCCCCUCAACAAUGCCCAGCUCCUUCUUGCCAGAAACCACAAGUUUUCCAAACACUGAGAUCUUCACCAAGGGGUCUGCCAUCACUGCAGAAUCAGAAACCGUUUCUUCAUCCAGCGUGGCGACCACAUCUGCAGGCGCAGCCUUGCUCAUACCCACAGGGUCCGAAGCUUGGAUUCUUCCAUCAACUUCACAGCAGAUGACACAGAAUAUGGAAUUAAAGACGAGCAAGCCUUCGGCGAGAAGGGUCAAAUCAAGUCAGACCAAUAGACAGACCAACAUCUUGAUCAUUGCUUGCUGCGUGGGGUUUGUGCUGAUGGUGUCACUGUUUCUGUUAUUUCUUCUUCGAGGUAAGGUGGGCAGGGCCAGAUUCACAGAAGCCAAUUGUUUGCAGAGACACAAGAGGCCAGAUAACAUUGAAGAUUGUAAAAGUGUCCUCAAUGACAUGUCACAUGGAAGGGAUGAUGAAGAUGGAAUCUUUACUCUCUAA
Cricetulus griseus (Chinese hamster) is the source of this 1053-nucleotide messenger RNA. The record is from RefSeq and is a predicted model, not a curated record. NCBI's taxonomy places the organism in Eukaryota, Metazoa, Chordata, Mammalia, Rodentia, Cricetidae.